Molecule: messenger RNA, 2664 nt
Organism: Oncorhynchus kisutch (coho salmon)
Lineage: Eukaryota; Metazoa; Chordata; Actinopteri; Salmoniformes; Salmonidae
Product: sialidase
Exons: 2
Coding region: 26-1666 (546 amino acids)
Source: RefSeq, a predicted model, not a curated record
UUAUAUCCACAGCACCUCCCACAGCAUGGACAGUAGACACACCCCUUAUUUCCACAGCCCCUGCUACAGCAUGGACAGUAGACACACCCCUCGUAUGGAUAGACACACCCGUUAUAUCCACAGCCCCUCCCACAGCAUGGACAGUAGACACACCCCUCAUAUGGAUAGACACACCCCUUAUAUCCACAGCCCAUCCCACAGCAUGGACAGUAGACACACCCUUUAUAUCCACAGCCCCUCCCACAGCAUGGACAGUAGACACACCCCUUAUGUCAGUAGCCCCGCACACAGCAUCAAUAGACACACCCCUCAUAACAAUAGACACACCUCUUAUAUGAGUAGCCCAUCCCACAGCAUGGACAGACAGCCGGGACCCAGCUCCUCCCUCAGUGCGAGAAGACAGCUGAGGAGACAGGAGGCGGUGCGUUGUGACUCUGAGGACCUGAGCUGCAGUUCCACCGACGAUCUGCGGGGGAGCUCUGUCGACGGCACCCACCUCACCGUACCCAGCAUGCACCUCUCACCGCUACCCAGCCUGCCCCCUGGUGGUAACACACACCUGGACGUACACCACCCCUCCUCGCCGUCCCGUGCCCCCCGAGGACGCACCUCCAGCGCACACACACUCCGCCACACACACACCGUACACACACUGCGUCACACACACAGUCAGAGGGUUAUAUCUACCAGAGGACACAGUAGGAGCCACAGUGAUAGUGGGCCCCAGCGGCCCCCCAGCCCUCAGAUCUCCACCCCUCAGACAACAGACAACCCACAGACACCCCAGAGACCUGAGAUACCCCAGACCCCAGGUCCCAGCCUCACCAUCUCUCUCUGCUCUAGAGGUCCCAGCCUGUCCCUCUCCUCUCCCUCCACACCCUCAAUCCCCAGCCCCAACCUCACCAUCUCUACUCCCUCCACUCCCCAGAGCCCUCAGACCAGCUUUGGCCCAAAGCAGAGUCCCAGUUCCAGCCCUGCCUUCAGCCGUGAUCCAUUUCCCCUGAGCCUCGGUUCCAGUCCUAGCCGUCUCCCCACUUCCUUUCCAGAUGAGACUGAUGAUGAAGUCUGUUGCAUCACACACCACGCGUCCAGCCCCUCACACACACCUGAACACACACACCACACGUCCAGCCCCCCACACACACCCUGCUCUCCCCACACCUCCCUCCACGCCUGCCUCUCAUUUGAAGAGGACCAGAGGAACCUAUGUCUCAGCAGCCAAUCGGCGUCUCCCGUUCGAGAGUGGACCAGGAAGCAGAGGAUGAGCCCGCCCUGCAUCUCCGUAGCCCCACCUGCUGAAGCCCAGGUUUCCACGGUGACCCAGUCGACGGACAGCAGCAUGCAUCUGAGGAGGCGGACCCUGUCGGUUGACUCCGCCUCUCAGAGAAACUCAUUGGACACGAACCCAGCGGAGACACGCCUUUCUGUCCCCUUUCUCCAAUUGGACUCCAGCUUUAUAAGCAUCACGGUGGAUUCUGACCAAUCAGGAUGCUCGUUAUUGACGGACAGCGAAUCAACCGUUGAGGGGGAAGGUGAGGGGAGAGAAGGGGGAGGAGCUCGGAACUCUCAGUCUCUGCUGGGAUUGGUUCCCAACCCUCUCAGAAGGAGGAGCUUAGUGCGCAUGCUCAGCACACGGGAAGGAGAGGAAGAGGAGACUCAACCCUGACCUCUGACCUCUAAGAAAUAGUUUCCUUUCUCCAACCAUCCUCCUAGAGAGACUCUGGUGAGGCAGCAGGGUUUUAGUCCAGCCCUGUUGGAACAGGUCUGAUUCAGCCAAUCAGCUGUUGAUAAGGACAACCCUGACCUCUGACCCCUAACCCGUGACCCCCCCAGAAAGACUGCUGUGCUGUAGCCCCCCCCCCCCCCUGAGGAGCCGUAGCCCCUCCCCCCUGAUGUCAGAGUGUGACAUCAUGGUACGGAAUGAUAUGCAAUUGGACCCCCCACCUUCUCCCUCCCUCACCCACCCAUUGGUGGAAACUGUGAGCGGUUGACCUUUUCCGUACUGUGUGUCUGUUAGGAGACGAUAUGUGUGUGACCUCAUCAGAACCUCCGGCACUGAACACUAUACCUGCCGUUAGUCGACCUUUAACUAUGUCACCUUUAAUCACCUUUGACCUUUCACCCGGCGACAGCCUCCCGUCGCUGCAGGUGACGUCGGAGUGACGUCCUUUCUCCUGGAACACCCGGGAGGACCUUUCACCCGGCGACAGCCUCCCGUCGCUGCAGGUGACGUCGGAGUGACGUCCUUUCUCCUGGAACACCCGGGAGGACCUUUCACCUUUUUUGACCAUUUAAAACACGAAGAAGUUUGAAUAGCACUAGAUCUAACGAGGUCGCCUUUUAACCUUCGACCUUUAUCUGAUGUUUUGUCUGUUUCUUCCUUAUUGUACAGCUUCUGUCAGGUCCUGUUUUAGUCCAGACACUUCUCCUGUCUCCAUGGUUACUACCAGACACAUAUAUAGAGAAACAUGUUGUUAAAUAUAUGGCUUAUACACGACUGUGGUUACUAUAACUAACUAACUGACAGAUUAGGAACUCUGUCACUUUAACUUAUAAUUACUAGAACUACUCUCUCUCUCUCUCUCUCUCUCUCUCUCUCUCUCUCCUCCUCUCUCCCUCUCUCUCUCUCUCUCUAUCUCUCUCUCUCUCUCUCUGUCUCUCUCU